UGAAAUAAUCCCGAGUAUGAUUUCGUGGUUGCAGUGUGCGGGCGACCACUGAGCGCGCAGCACGUAGUGAUAACAUAUCGAUAACUGAUUAAAACUUAUCAAUUAGUAAGGUUUGGUGAUUUUGGAAGCCGGACAUUCGAAGCAGAAAACACGAUGGCUCGUCUUUUACUAAUCCUCAUCCCAGUGCUGGUGAUCAGCAUACCGCUGUACUUCCUAUUCUUCAAGAGCCCACCCCCCGUUCCUGACUUCGAUCUCAAUGAGUGGUGGGGCCCCCAGAGCCUGAAGAGCAAACAGGACACCAGCGUGAGACCUUUCAAAAUCAGCUUCAGUGAUGCUAUGGUGAAAGAACUAAAAGACCGUCUGAAUAAAAGGCGUCGUCCACUGACGCCUCCACUCGAGGGUGUUGGCUUCGAAUACGGGUUCAACUCAAACCAGAUAGAAGCUUGGACUAAGUACUGGGCAGAGGAGUACCCGUUUGCGGAGAGGGAAAAGUUCCUCAACAAGUACCCGCACUUCAAAACCAACAUCCAAGGACUCGACAUACACUUCAUGAGGAUUAAACCUGAGGUAGGUGAUGGAUAA
Messenger RNA from Manduca sexta (tobacco hornworm), 582 nucleotides. Its product is annotated as juvenile hormone epoxide hydrolase-like. NCBI's taxonomy places the organism in Eukaryota, Metazoa, Arthropoda, Insecta, Lepidoptera, Sphingidae. Gene Ontology annotation, biological process: epoxide metabolic process. Bases 154 to 582 code for a protein of 142 amino acids. The record is from RefSeq and is a predicted model, not a curated record. The transcript is spliced from 3 exons. Gene Ontology annotation, molecular function: epoxide hydrolase activity.